Messenger RNA from Paramecium tetraurelia, 603 nucleotides. RefSeq lists its product as uncharacterized. NCBI's taxonomy places the organism in Eukaryota, Ciliophora, Oligohymenophorea, Peniculida, Parameciidae. The record is from RefSeq and is a predicted model, not a curated record. The transcript has 4 exons.
AUGGGAGGAGAUCAUCAUGAAGAUCACGAUUCAGCUUUAUCACAUGAAAUAAAAGCCGAAGAAAUUAAGAGAUUAUAACCCUUCUACCAAAAGAGAUUACCAUAUAUAUUGAGACCAUUUGCAUCUUUCAUUUAUCACAGUGUUCCAACUAUCAACACAGAUAAUUACGAACACAAACCAAUAGAAAAUUAUUCUGAGUCCCAGAUUAUCAAUAGAACCGUGUUUGCCCUUCAAAAAUUACAGCUUUUGAAUCCCAAUUUCUUCACUCCAUAAGAAAAUCGUAUAUUGUCCCCAUUACCUUCUGGCAUAGUGUCAUAUACCCUUCAAUUCGCUUGCUCAGCCAUGAAUGCAAUUUACGGAGUGUAUUUAUAUAAGACAUGGAGUAUCAAUGCUAAAUCAAUUGGACUUUGGGCAGUAUUUUUAGCUACCCAAUAAGUAUGCCUUUAAUACCCAAACUUCUUAAGUGAAACUCUAAUUCAAUGGCCAAGAAGAAGAAGAUUAGCAAAACAAUAUCUUGAAAUUUAUGGUCCAAAUUAUUUCCAUUAAAUCAUCGACCCAAGAUUCAGUGUUCAUAAACUAGAAACAUUAAAAAACAUUGCAUGA